Fimicolochytrium jonesii is the source of this 666-nucleotide messenger RNA. RefSeq lists its product as uncharacterized. NCBI's taxonomy places the organism in Eukaryota, Fungi, Chytridiomycota, Chytridiomycetes, Spizellomycetales, Powellomycetaceae. The coding region runs from base 1 to 666 and encodes 221 amino acids. The record is from RefSeq and is a predicted model, not a curated record. The transcript is spliced from 4 exons.
AUGGUUACCUCCCAGCCCGUCGAACUUACUUUCCAAGCCUACCGGCAAAGCCUUCCGACUACCAUCUCCGAGGCGGAUGCGUACCAAGGCUAUCUUAUAGAUAAGAAACGGAUAAACGGGGAGGCCGUGUUGGCAAAGGCCGAGCAGCUUGAAAAAGAGAAGCAGAAGACUGUGCGUAUGCAACAAGGACUUCCAGCCAGAUGGGGAAAGGAAAUGAAAUGGUGGUCACCAGAAUUCUCGUCGCUUUUUCUCACCCCGCUCUCGACCGCCCUUGGUAUAUUCACGGGCCUCACCGUCAUACGCGUCGCCCACGACAAUCCUCAGCGGUAUGUUACGCUUCUUUGGGGAUAUCAGAAAUGCUUUGGCAAGAUGCGCGCGGUAUGGGUGUUGCGGAGGGUAUGGAGAUGGAGAUGGAGGAUGAUUAGCGCAGGCCUGAAGUAUAUCAAGGAAAUGUCACAUAAAAAUCUCGAAUUACACUUCCGACCCCUAGUUUAUGAGGGAGGCGUUGUCGGCGAGGGCGGCUGCGUAGAAUUCGCCGAUAUGGGCGAGGGCGGCGCCGACUCCUCAACGCUUGAAACGCUCGAAGCCCGGCUAGCCCCGGAGAAAUCCCCGUCGACGUUGACUCUUGCGGAAACAAAACCGAGGCAGGAGGCACAGCUGCUCUAA